This is a messenger RNA of Cucurbita pepo subsp. pepo (vegetable marrow), 1747 nucleotides long. Its product is annotated as Cytochrome b561/ferric reductase transmembrane with DOMON related domain-containing protein. NCBI's taxonomy places the organism in Eukaryota, Viridiplantae, Streptophyta, Magnoliopsida, Cucurbitales, Cucurbitaceae. The record is from RefSeq and is a predicted model, not a curated record.
ACCCUUCAACCGCCUCCCCAUUCUCCCUUUCAGCAAUCUACUCUGCUCCUUUCAUUUGUUCUUCAUCGUCUCCAACUCCAUUUCCUCCCAUCAUUCAUUACCCAUCUCAAUCCCACCUUCAAAAACCCUUCUCCUAAUGGCAAAAAGGGGUUUUCUGAUACCCCUACCCAAAUCUGUUAUUGGGUUCUGUUUUUUACUCCUUGUUUUGAACCUGCACCAGCAGUCCAUGGCGGCCGAUGACGAUGAGGAUGAUUAUGUUGAAGUAGAUAGCAGCAGCGGCUACGACGGUUACAACGGUGGUGUAUCGGAGCAAUGCGAUACUGAUUUGAGGAGCUUUCUUCCACCACCAUAUGGUAAUCUAACCAAUGUCAUCUGCAAACCCAUCUGGAAUACAUUUGUAUUACGGUAUACACAAAAUGAAGAACAUGUAAUGAACAUCAUCGUAUCAGCUUUAUACACAACUGGGUGGGUGGGGAUUGGGUUUUCUAGAGAUGGGAUGAUGGUGGGAUCAAGUGCAAUGGUGGGAUGGGUAAACAAGAAAGGGCAUGCAAGAAUCCACCAAUACUAUCUGCAGGGAAGAAAGCAAUCAGAAGUAAUUCAAGACAAAGGAGAAUUGCCUCUCACUAACGUUCCUUCCUCGGUUGUGUUGCAUGGUGCCACCAUUUACUUGGCAUUUCAGCUCAAAUUCAGUGCCAUGGUUUCUCAGCAACCGAUUCUCCUGGCUUUUGGGAAUGCUUAUCCCAGACACAAUCAUUUAUCUGCUCAUAGUGAUAAAACUGCUGUUGUUUUUGACUUCUCUGCAGGUUCCAAGUCUUCAGCAGCAGUAACAGCAGGCAGUGACAUUGGGCAGACAAAGAAGAACCAUGGUGUGUUGGGGAUAAUUGGAUGGGGCCUCAUCCUUCCAGUUGGAGCGAUCAUUCCCAGAUACUUCAGACAUAAGGAUCCUCUUUGGUACUAUCUUCAUUCAGUGAUUCAGGUUGUGGGCUUUGCCAUUGGCCUUACUACUGUCUUACUUGGAAGACAACUUUACAACAAAAUCAAUGCCAACGUACCAACUCAUAGAGGCAUUGGUAUCUUUGUCCUUGUGCUCAGCAUUCUCCAGGUACUGGCUUUCUUUUUGAGGCCCAACAAGGAAGCUAAAAUCAGAAAGUACUGGAACUGGUAUCACCAUUGGUUUGGAAGGAUUGCUCUGUUUUUUGGAGCAUUGAACAUAGUGUUGGGAAUUCAAAUUGGAGGUGCAGGAAAUGAAUGGAAACUAGGCUACGGGUUUCUUCUUAGCAUGAUACUUAUUGCAGUGAUUGUCUUGGAAGCAUUGGCAUGGGUGAAAAGAUCAGAUAAAGCUGCCAUGAAUUCAUUUCAGAUGAAUCCUUCACCAUAAUUAACCAUUGUUUCAGAAUCAGGAAACAGAAGAUUGAUAUAAUUUGAAGUUCAUUGAGGGCUGGAUCCUGGUAGAACGUUAAGUUCUUCUAUAUUAAGCCGAAACCUUUCAACGACGAAGCUCUCUCGAUCAUCCAUGACGAUUACAUUAGUUAAUAUGUUUGUCAAAUAGGAAAUUGUUGGUGUUUGUUUUCCCAACUACAAGUUUUUGGAGUGGUGAAUCGUUUGCAGGAUGAAGAAGAAGCCUUUGUAUUGUUAAGUGUUAACUCUGUUUCAGACGAUAUUCAGACGAUCAAUGCAUUUUUGUGAUGUAUGGAAACAGAACUCUGUGUGAUUGUGUAUCAAUCAUCAAUGCUGCUUAAAUUUUCAC